This is a messenger RNA of Aspergillus brunneoviolaceus CBS 621.78, 2278 nucleotides long. Its product is annotated as cleavage polyadenylation factor subunit MPE1. The record is from RefSeq and is a predicted model, not a curated record. Gene Ontology annotation, cellular component: nucleus. The transcript has 4 exons. Bases 265 to 2157 code for a protein of 630 amino acids. Gene Ontology annotation, biological process: protein ubiquitination; mRNA processing; ubiquitin-dependent protein catabolic process. Gene Ontology annotation, molecular function: ubiquitin protein ligase activity; nucleic acid binding; zinc ion binding. NCBI's taxonomy places the organism in Eukaryota, Fungi, Ascomycota, Eurotiomycetes, Eurotiales, Aspergillaceae.
CAUUCGUGACCACCCAGCUUAGAAGAGAAGUCCUCAUUACAUAUUCGAGCAACGCCUUCGAGCAAGGGUAGUCCUUCGGUCUCUGAACUUGAAUGCAAGAGACUGUUUGCAAGUCAAUCUGUUAUUUGUGAUCUGCAAGCCCUCCCGUUCGUUGCUGUUACCAAUUGUCUACCUUGUUCUCCCGUGUAUCUUUUGUGAAAGUGGCAUUCUCCUUUUGAUCUAAUUACAUUGACAACGCAAUCAUUGGACUUCCAAUUGAAUAAAAUGUCAUCAUCUGUUCAUUUCAAGUUCAAGUCCCAAAAAGAACCCUCCCGGGUAACUUUCGAUGGCACCGGUAUAUCCGUCUUCGAGCUGAAACGAGAGAUUAUCAAUCAAAGUAGGUUGGGGGAUGGAACCGAUUUUGAGCUCUCUGUCUACAAUGAGGAUACUGGAGAAGAAUACGAUGACGACACCAACAUCAUACCGCGAUCGACUUCAGUCAUAGCUCGGAGGUUGCCAGCAUCAAGGCCAGGGAAAGGCGGCGCCGCCCGGUAUGUGUCCGGGAAAAUGCCAGUCAAUGCGCGCAGCACUCCUCGUAAUGACCAAUUUUCAUCAAUUCGAACUUCUCUCAAUAGUCAACCCGUCAGCAACGGCGUUCUCGAACUCAAUAAUGCCCAGACUGAAGAGGAAAAGAUUAAUGCCCUUUUCAAUCUGCAGGCGCAUCAAUGGAAAGAGCAACAGCAAGAAAUGGCGAACGCCACACCCGUCCCUUUCGGUCGUGGGAGGGGUAAGAUCGUGCCUGGGAAUUCCCAAGAGCGUCCUAUGCCCCCGGGGUAUAUCUGUUACCGCUGUCGCGAGAAGGGACAUUUCAUACAUGAGUGCCCUACGAAUAACGACCCCAAAUUUGACGGUAAAUACAGAGUGAAACGCUCCACCGGAAUACCGCGGUCACUUCAAACCAAAGUAGACAAGCCCGAGAACCUCACUAUGGAUGGCUCGAAUGAAGAUUCAAGAAAUACCGGCGUUAUGGUCAACGCUGAUGGCGAUUUUGUCAUUGCGAAACCAGAUAAGGCCGCCUGGGAGCUUUAUCAAGAAAAAGCCAAAGCUUCUGCUGCCGCCGCCGCCGAAGCUGCUGCGGCAGAACACAGCAAAGAACUUCAAGCACGUGGCCUAGAAUGUCCAAUAGACAGAAGAAUGUUUCUGGAGCCCACCAAAACCCCAUGCUGCCAGAAAACAUAUUGCAACGACUGCAUCGCGAACGCAUUGAUUGAGAGUGACUUCGUUUGUCCUGGAUGUGGAACAGAGGGCGUUCUUCUUGAUAAUCUGUCAGUCGACGAUGACGCCAUUGCCAGAAUUAAAGAAUACGAAACCGAGAAGACAGAUCAGAAGAAAGAAAAAGAAAAGCAGCCAGUGGAGCAAGAGGCUCAAGCAAUCAGUAAAGCAUCUGGUUCAGGCCAAAUCUCCGUGGCAGCGAAAGAGGUCUCACCUGCCCUAGCCCCGUCAACUGCGCCAACGGCCUCGAAAAAGAGGCCUGCGGAUGGUGAGCCUAUCAGCACUGCCUCCGAAGGUCUUAGCCCAAGCUCUCUUUCGAAGAAACAGAAAAAGAGUGACUCUCACGGCAAAUCUUCUGUCGAGGUGCAGGCCUCGCAGGCUAAAGAUUCACCCAAUGGCUUCCAGCAGCCACCUUUUGCUCAGCAAAUGAAUUUUGGAGGAAUUGGAUUCGCGCAAACCCAAGGAAUGCCUGCGAUACCAUUUCCUGCUCCUGGGUUUGCUUCUGAAGGGGCCGGUUUCUUGAAUUAUAUGGGCAUUCCUGCGGCCAAUGGGUUUCCACCGAACAUCAACCAGCCUUGGAACCCGAUGAAUGGUGCGAGUUUCAACCAACUCCCUGGUGUAAUGUAUGGUGAUCAAAUGGGUGGCUAUAGCGCAAGUAUGUUUGGCAAUGCGGCCGACUCGAGUUUUAGCAUGUUUCCUAUGUCACAGAUGAAUGGGCCAGUCCAGCCAAGUACCGACUUCUCGCAGGGCCUAGAAAUUGGCCAAUUCUCAAACCAGCAGCGAACCGCUUUUAGUACUCCUUUUGCCAGAGAAGAAGACACUGCAUAUUUUCGUCAGCCUGUUAACCCGCAACGACACCAGGCAAGACAUCGAAGGACGAGACCGAGCGAUUACCGGGAACUCUGAGAAUAUUUCCUGGUGUUGGCCAUAGCUCUGUGAAAACCCUGCCUUCAGCGCUGGCAUCCUCGUAUCUCUUUCAGACUCCGAUCCCUUGCUUAGAUCACAACUUCACGGGAGUUUUUGUUCU